AGCGGAUUUAGAGAGCAGGGGUGAAUUUCUCUGUCAUUCUCAACCACUUUAUUUCACUUAAAUCUUUCGAGGUCCUAUCUGCAUGAUUAUGUUGACAAUGCGUCGUUCCUUCGUGGUUCUUGUGACUUUUACAAAACUGUUUCCGUUCCGUCACACAGUCCUAUUUGUUUUCACGGUGGUUGUUGUUUAUCCGUUUGUGUUUGGCUGAGUUUUGAGCUCCGGUGGCCCUCCCAGGACAGAUGUUCACUGCUGCAGCCGCAUCAUUACGACCCUGCCUCUGACUCACCAUCACUGUUAUUGUUUUUGCCUGACGUGCAAACGCAGGGACGCGCUGCUGGUGAUGGGAACUCUUUGGGACUCUUUGGCGCAUGAAGGAUCAUCAUGUUUCAUUUUUCCCCAAAGCGGCUGGUAACUAUCACAAACAGAAAGGAUGAGGGAGAUAACUUGUGCUUAAGUUGUCAUAGAUAAUAGAUGUUUAUGCUGUGAUUUUGUUUUUCUUCCUGCUGCAUCUAUUUCGUUUGGAAUACACCUCCGUGCUAAAUUGGCUGGUUUACAAACAUCCAGCAUGUAACCUACUCUUCAAGUAAGUACUUUUCGGUGCCAAACAUUGUUGGGACACUUCAGAAUGCGUGUUGCAGUGGAUCAUUUUGGAUCGACCUAAAACAGACUCAUUUUGUGCUAGAUUCUGGAGAGGACUAUCCGCUCCCUGGAGAAUCUCAGACAUCCUCUGUGAGCACAGAAUUUUAAUUAAGACUCAUUUCACCUUCACUGUGAACGGGGGCUACACGAGACUGUUCGCAACGCGUGCAAGGAUCUGGGUUUUACGCACGGCUGUCAUUACCUCUGCAACUCAGACAGUGAUGAUGGGAGGAAAGGGCAGCGUCAGGGGGCAUGAGGAGUCCCAGACCCGGGGUGCCUUUACCUCUAUGGGCCAGGCGCGGCCCCGUGAAUAACCGCGAGGCGACAGCAUGCCCUCUUGGCUCAACCACUCGGAGUGCAUCUCCCAUAACUGCAGCUGGGAGGAGAUCAACGACACCACAAGGAAUGAUGACCCUGUCCUGCCUCCUCUCAAUUAUUACUCAAUCCCACUCCUCACUGGCAUCACCAUCGCCUGCACGCUGUUGUUUCUGGUCGGGAUGACCGGGAAUGUCAUGACCAUCUUGGUGGUCAGUAAGUACCGGGACAUGCGCACCACCACCAACUUAUACUUGUGUAGCAUGGCUGUAUCAGACCUGCUCAUCUUCCUCUGUAUGCCGCUGGACCUCUACCGCAUGUGGAGGUACAGGCCAUGGCGCCUUGGAGACGUGCUCUGCAAGCUCUUUCAGUUCGUGUCAGAGUCAUGCACCUACUCCACUAUACUGAGCAUCACCGCGCUGUCAGUGGAGCGCUACCUGGCGAUCUGUUUCCCGCUGCGCGCCAAGGCUGUAGUUACAAAAAGGCGGGUGCGCGCCCUCAUUCUUCUACUAUGGACAGUGUCUCUUUUGAGCGCCGGGCCCGUGUUUGUGAUGGUGGGGGUGGAGCGGGAUAGCAUGGGACCACUAAAUAUGAGUUCGGGAAAGAAUGAGACUGGCUCCUCUCUGGAGGGCGAGGACACCCGGGAGUGUAAGAUGACGCACUACGCCGUGGAGUCAGGUCUGAUGGGGGCCAUGGUGUGGUUGAGCUCCGUUUUCUUCUUCAUGCCGGUGUUCUGUCUCACGGUGCUCUACAGCCUCAUAGGCCGCCGGCUGUGGCAGAGACACCGAGAAACAAACAUCAGCUCCCGUGUGGCUCACAGGGACAAGAGCAACAGACAGACCAUCAAGAUGCUGGUGGUGGUGGUGCUGGCCUUUGUCCUCUGCUGGCUGCCGUUCCAUGUAGGUCGCUACCUGCAGUUCCGCUCGCUGGACGCUCCAUCCCCGCUGCUGUCGGUGUUGUCCGAGUACUGCAGCUUGGUGUCGGUGGUCCUCUUCUACCUGAGUGCCGCCAUCAACCCCAUCCUCUAUAACACGAUGUCAUGGAAAUACCGGGGCGCAGCGGCGCGCCUCUUCGGCCUCACCUACAGCCAGCCACCACGUGGGCGCACAGCCAGCACCAUGAAGGGAGACGGCUCGAACGGCUGGACGGAGUCCACAGUCAGCUUCUAAACACACUGCACGACGGUGUGAUAUGAUUUUAUUUAUGUUAUCAAAGGUUGAGAACACCGACCUAAAAGCCAUUAUGUCAAUCAGGCUGAGGAAAAACGUGCAAAACUGUGCACGUGAGCGCAACAUCUGACUGAGACAAAAAGAACCAGGGGAUGAACCACAAGAAGCUGCAAGCUUCCAUCUCCUUUUGUCAACAUGCAUCAAUAGAACUUCGAUUUUUCUUUUUCAAACACUUGGAUUAUUUCAGCAAGUGGCAUCCACGAUUCAUACGACUUCACUCAGCAGCAUUUAAAAAUCAUGCCUGGUGGAGCGCAAAAAUACACACUAGCCUGAAGUGCUUAUAUUGAUCCAAAUGUGAACAAACAACAGGGGAGCACAGGCCCCUAUACCCACAUAUGUAUAAAUAUCAUAGACAUUUACAAUUGCCUUAUAUUGUAUUCAUAUUCUGGAUGACAAAGAAAGCACUGUAGAACUUGUGGCACUGCUCUGUUCUCCUGUAGAG
Molecule: messenger RNA, 2625 nt
Organism: Seriola aureovittata
Lineage: Eukaryota; Metazoa; Chordata; Actinopteri; Carangiformes; Carangidae
Gene: ghsra
Product: growth hormone secretagogue receptor a
Exons: 2
Coding region: 969-2123 (384 amino acids)
Biological process (GO): hormone-mediated signaling pathway; G protein-coupled receptor signaling pathway
Cellular component (GO): plasma membrane
Molecular function (GO): growth hormone secretagogue receptor activity
Source: RefSeq, a predicted model, not a curated record